Messenger RNA from Anthonomus grandis grandis, 1756 nucleotides. Its product is annotated as arginine kinase. Gene Ontology annotation, molecular function: creatine kinase activity. Bases 265 to 1431 code for a protein of 388 amino acids. Lineage: Eukaryota; Metazoa; Arthropoda; Insecta; Coleoptera; Curculionidae. Gene Ontology annotation, biological process: phosphocreatine biosynthetic process. The transcript has 3 exons. The record is from RefSeq and is a predicted model, not a curated record.
AUAGACAGGCAUUUCUAUUGGUCGGGGACACGCGCCGAGAUGCGUCUAUCGAUUUUAACAAAACUGCGCCCUGUUUGCUAAAGUGCGAUUCAGUUAAACGAAAGUCGGGAUCAGGCUGUAGCGGUAGGGUGUUUUUGAACCCGAGCGCCUUGCACUAUAAGGGCGUCGUCCAACCCCAUGCCUGAUAGUUGUUCCAUCCAUUUAGUUGUAGUAGUGAAGUUAAAUCAGUGUUUCCUGUAUAGCUAGUAAUAUUUUUAUUUAAAAAUGGGUGGGUGCGCUUCAAAGGAAAAUACUGCGACGGAUCCUCAAAAAAAAGAUCAGGAAGAUGAUACUACCGGAAAAGAAACUUCAAAAAAAGAAACGAUGGUUGACGCCGCAGUUUUGGAAAAACUUGAAGCUGGCUUCAAGAAACUUGAAGCUUCUGACUCCAAGUCUCUUUUGAAGAAAUACCUUACCAGAGAAAUCUUUGACCAACUGAAAACCAAGCAAACUUCGUUUGGUUCCACUCUUUUGGACUGCAUCCAAUCAGGUAUUGAAAAUCUUGAUUCUGGAUGUGGUAUCUACGCUCCUGAUGCUGAAGCUUACACAGUAUUUGCUCCUUUGUUCGACCCUAUCAUUGAGGACUAUCAUCAAGGAUUCGGCAAGGGUGACAAACACCCCCCCAAGAACUGGGGUGAUGUCAACGUAUUCGGCAACCUCGACCCCACUGGUGAAUAUGUUGUCUCCACCCGUGUAAGAUGCGGAAGGUCUAUGGAAGGAUACCCAUUCAAUCCUUGCUUGACUGAAGAGCAAUACAAAGAGAUGGAACAGAAAGUUUCCUCCACUCUUUCUGGGCUUGAAGGAGAACUCAAGGGUACAUUCUACCCAUUGACUGGAAUGAGCAAGGAAGUUCAGCAAAAGCUGAUCGAUGAUCACUUCUUGUUCAAGGAAGGUGACAGGUUCUUGCAAGCUGCCAAUGCUUGCCGCUUCUGGCCAACUGGUCGUGGUAUCUACCACAACGACAACAAAACAUUCUUGGUUUGGUGUAACGAGGAAGAUCACCUUCGUAUUAUUUCCAUGCAAAUGGGAGGAGACUUGGGAGAAGUCUACCGUCGUCUUGUAACUGCUGUCAAUGACAUCGAGAAGCGCAUUCCUUUCUCUCAUAAUGACAGGCUUGGUUUCCUUACUUUCUGCCCAACCAACUUGGGUACCACUGUCCGUGCAUCAGUGCACAUCAAAGUACCUAAACUAGCCGCUAACAAAGCCAAACUUGAAGAGAUUGCUGCCAAAUACAACUUGCAAGUCCGUGGUACUCGUGGUGAACACACCGAAGCCGAAGGUGGCAUCUACGACAUUUCCAACAAAAGACGUAUGGGACUUACCGAAUUCGAAGCUGUUAAGGAAAUGUAUGAUGGUAUUGCUGAACUGAUCAAAAUUGAAAAGGAAUUGUAAACCCCAUACAUUCGUGAUCAUUACAUAAUAAGCAAUGAUAUUAUAUUUAAUUUUUUAGUACAUUUCGUACGUAAUAUUGGUUGCUGAAGAAGCAGAGAUUGCUUAUUGCAGUCAAAGCUUCUAAAAACUACUGUAAUCAAAGCUUUCUAGUCGGCAUUAUUUCGGAUCAAGCAGCGUUAAAAUUUUAUUUCUUUUAAAUGUCAAACAUUAAAAUCAUCCGUUAUUCUUAUUAUUUUAGGAUUUACGUAAUAUAAAAUAAAUAAGUAUUAUUUUAAUUGCAAGUUUAUUUACUAAAAGAGUCGUUUAAUAAAAGACGUCCAAUUAA